UUUGUGUCCUCUGCGGGUGAGAUGACAAUCCACUGUAUUUUAUCCCGAUAAAAAUAAUGGCGGUAACAACAGUGAAAUAAUUUUUCGACUGCAUGAAGAACAGGCUUUUUGGCGAGCUGAAAUGGCAAAUUCUUUGUAUUUAGAGCAUUACCUAGAAAGCAUUGAAAGUCUACCAUACGAUUUACAGCGUAACUUUUCAUUGCAAAGAGAUUUGGAUCAGAGAGCUCAUGAUCUCUUGGAUGAUAUAGAUAAAUUAUGUGAGGAGUAUAUUUCAAAGGUUCGAGACUUACCUCCAAUUGAAAGAAAAGAUUUUUUCUCAAAAAUUGAAAAUGCAUUUCAAAAAAGUCGAGAAUAUGGUGAUGAUAAAGUCCAGUUAGCUGUGCAAACAUACGAAAUGGUUGACAAACAUAUAAGAAGAUUAGACUCUGACUUGUCAAGAUUUGAGGACGAAUUAAAACAACAACGACAACAACAAGGCUGUGAAGAAGGUUCCAGUGAAAAAGGGCGAAAGAGGAAAUCAGAUAAAACUGAGACUGUUAAGAAGAAAAAGAAAGGGAAGAAAGGAGAAGAUUCAGAUGAACCAACAGGCAUGAUGUCGUCAUUAAGUACAUCAGCGACCCCGCUUAUCACUAUGGCAACGGACAUGAAUGUACUUGAUAUGCCAGUCGAUCCGAAUGAACCAACAUAUUGUCUUUGCCAUCAGGUUUCAUACGGGGAAAUGAUUGGCUGCGACAACAGUGACUGUUUAAUUGAAUGGUUUCACUUCGGAUGUGUGGGAUUAACAACGAAGCCCAAAGGGAAAUGGUUUUGUCCAAAAUGUUCUGCUGAGAGAAAAAAACGGUAAUGGUGUUGAUGAGGACGCGUCAAAGUUGGUGUCAGUUCAAGUGAACAUUCCGAGGAAAAAUGGAAAACGAUCAUUCUACCUUAAGCAAGAGAAAAGUGUUUCCAUUUUCUGACAAUACCAUACUUGUCGUGCAUAAUCUAACCCGUAUUGUACAAAAAUAUAAUAUCUGUAAAUAAAAAUCUGUAAAAUAUGUGUAUUUUGUUUAAUUUUAAGUAAGAAAAAAAGGUCGUAGAUGCAA
Molecule: messenger RNA, 1082 nt
Organism: Hydractinia symbiolongicarpus
Lineage: Eukaryota; Metazoa; Cnidaria; Hydrozoa; Anthoathecata; Hydractiniidae
Product: inhibitor of growth protein 4-like
Exons: 10
Coding region: 122-844 (240 amino acids)
Biological process (GO): regulation of DNA-templated transcription
Cellular component (GO): nucleus
Source: RefSeq, a predicted model, not a curated record